Strongylocentrotus purpuratus (purple sea urchin) is the source of this 8056-nucleotide messenger RNA. RefSeq lists its product as uncharacterized. Lineage: Eukaryota; Metazoa; Echinodermata; Echinoidea; Camarodonta; Strongylocentrotidae. The transcript has 8 exons. The record is from RefSeq and is a predicted model, not a curated record. The coding region runs from base 509 to 4555 and encodes 1348 amino acids. Gene Ontology annotation, molecular function: protein binding.
CUGAAUAUUCUUUCAUCUUCUUUACCAUGAUGAGCAGCUACAGUACAUAUGAUUUUUUGGAUUGUUGGUCAGUCCAUAUACACAUUUGUAGAUUGCUAAGACAUCUCAAAAAGAGUAGACCUACUCCAGACUUGAACAAUUUACCAUAUAGCAUUCAGAGAGUAGAUUGUAGGAUGUAAUAAAACAAACACUACUUUUGAGAGAGUGUUGGUCCUAUUUAUUUUGUCAAUGACAUUUAUUUUUUCUUAUGAAUAAUUUCAAUAGCAUAGUUGACUAAUACUAGAAAUUUUCAUUAUUUUGUUCUGUUCUUUGCUUUUCAAUCAACAGGAUCAACAACUGGAUUUGGAACCUGUUGAGGAUCAGGAAACUUUUGAAAUUCAGGUUGAAUCAUUAAUGCAAGCACUCUUAAUUAUCAUCGUGGGAUACAAGGAGGACAUACUAGCCUUGAAUGACGUUAUAACAAUGAUUGUAGACCUCUUAUACCAACAAGAAUCCUGAAGGAGUAGUAAUGGCAGGAAGAGUUACAAGAUCAAAAGGAAGAAAGUGUACACCAGGAAAUUAUGAGAAGUACCUGGGGAACAAAUAUGAAGACCCAGAAGGAUUUGAACCAAAGUUUCUCAACUCUGAAGUUGGACAUGGAUUAUUUGCUGUUAAAGACUUCCCGAAAGGUGCAUUUCUACUGGAGUACAAGGGAGAGACUAUAAGUGAGCAAGAAGCUGGGAGGAGGGAAUAUACAAGUCACCACAGCUACCAAUUUUUCUUCCAGCAUGAGGGUAAAACAAUGUGCAUUGAUGCAUCUGACACCAACCAUUUAGCUCGUCUUGUGAAUGAUAGUGCUCCAUCAAAACGCUCUUGCAAUGCAAGGAUGAGAAAGAUCAUUAGCUGUUCUGGAACACUACAUUUGUGUUUAUUCUCUCUACGUGAUAUUGAGCAAGGAGAAGAGAUUCGAUACGACUAUGCUGCGAAAGGUCUCUCAUGGAGAAAAAAAGAAAAACUAUAUAACAAGAUAGCAUUGAGUGUAGAUUCCAGGAAUGAAGAUGAUGGGAACUAUGAAACUGUACUGGAUUCUGAAGACGAUGGUGGCUUAAAUUCAGGGUUAUCAAAUUUCAAGAGAUUACAGCAUAUAAAUGAAGCCAUUAUUGAAUGCUGUAAUGGUAAGAAUGACAAAGGGAAGGCAUGUAUCAAAGAAUCUGGAUAUAAAUGCAGAGAUGAGAAUGAACAGGGUGGUUCAGCAGCAUCUAGAGGCAGAAAUGAAGAUGAACCAGGCAUUUUGACACCAUUGGAGGAUGUUAUUCACACUGAUCCUGAAUUUGCACCAGAUUCAGGAGAUCGAGAUAAACAAGAUCCUGAUGUUGCACCAGAUUCAGGAGAUAGAGAUAAACAGAAUCCUGAUGUUGCACCAGAUUCAGGAGAUAGAGAUAAACAGAAUCCUGAUGUUGCACCAGAUUCAGGAGAUAGUGGUAAACAGGAUUCUGAUGUUGCACCAGAUUCAGGAGAUAGAGAUAAACAGGAUCCUGAUGUUGCACCAGAUUCAGGAGAUAGAGAUAAACAGAAUCCUGAUGUUACACCAGAUUCAGGAGAUAGAGAUAAACAGAAUCCUGAUGUUGCACCAGAUUCAAGAGAUAGAGAUAAACAGGAUCCUGAUGUUGCACCAGAUUCAGGAGAUAGAGAUAAACAGGAUCCUGAUGUUACACCAGAUUCAGGAGAUAGAGAUAAACAGAAUCCUGAUGUUGCACCAGAUUCAAGAGAUAGAGAUAAACAGGAUCCUGAUGUUGCACCAGAUUCAGGAGAUAGAGAUAAACAGAAUCCUGAUGUUGCACCAGAUUCAAGAGAUAGAGAUAAACAGGAUCCUGAUGUUGCACCAGAUUCAGGAGAUAGAGAUAAACAGGAUCCUGAUGUUGCACCAGAUUCAGGAGAUAGAGAUAAACAGAAUCCUGAUGUUGCACCAAAUUCAAGAUAUAGAGAUAAACAGACCCCUGACUGUACACUAGAUUCAGCAGAUGAAGAUAAACAGACUCCUGAUGUUGCACCAGAUCCAGCAGAUGAUGACAAUGAUGAUGACUUUGCACCAGAUUCAGCAGAUGAUGACAAUGAUGACUUUGCCCCAGAUCCAGUAGAUGAUGAUGAUAAAGAUUCUGACUUUGCACCAGAUUCAGCAGAUGAAGAUGACAGUGAUAGUACUGACUUUGCACCAGAUUCAGCAGACGAUUGGGACAAUGAUACUGACUUUGCACCAGAUCCAGUAGAUGGAGAUAAACAGGAUCCUGACCUUACACAAGAUUCAAGAGAUGCAGGGCAUUCUGUCACUGUGAUAAACACGCAAGAUCCAUCUACUGUAGAUGAGCAGCCAACAGUUAUGUGCACAGACAAUACAAAUGGAAGAAAAUACAACAAAGGGACAUAUUGCCCAUUUUGCCAACGGUAUGUUAUGAAAUUUCCAAGACAUUUAAGGGAGUUUAAGGCACAUAAAAAUGAACCCCAAGUUGUUGAAUGGUUAGCAACACAAGACAACAAGUUGUUAACAAAGAUGCGAAACUAUGGCAACUUCCUUCACAAUGCAGAGGUGCUAAAAAACAAGGAAGGUGUACUGAUACCAGUAUACCGACCCAACAAAAAAGAUGCUGACUGUGAUAAAUAUGUACCGUGCAAUACCUGCUAUGGCUUUUUUGCAAAAAGAGACCUGUGGAAGCAUAGUUGUGUGUUUGAUGAGAAGACAGAUGAACCAGUCAGGAAGCGCAUGCGAAGAAAUCGUGUCAAAGCUGGUAAAAUGAUGUUACCUUUUGAGGGCUCCGAGGCAGUUCGUGCUAUAUUUGCUGGAUUGAGAGAUGAUGAGGAAGGUGUUGGAAGCUUCAUUAAGAAUGACCCUCUCAUGAAGAAAUUGGCUGACAAGUUUGCUCUCAAGUUGGGACAUGAUAGUGAGCAGUAUAAUCACAUCCGAAAUAAAUUGAGAGAGGUUGGAAGAAUGGUAUUACAAUACAGACGAAAAACGAAGAACAGUACUACAUCUUUGGCUGAUUUAAUUGACCCGAGCAAGUUCAGAGAUGUGGUGGAGGCUACAAGAACAGUAGCUGGGUUUGACGGGAAGAGGCAUUUGUAUGUCACUCCAAGUUUAGCACUCAAACUUGGACAUACCAUGAAGAAGGUCUGUAAUAUAUUGCUAGCAGAAGGUAUAAUGGCAGGUGAUAAGGUCCUUGAGGACAGAUGCAAUAACUUCUCCAAGCUCCUGGACAUGAACUGGCAUGAGCAGGUUUCGUCCCAUGCCCUACGCACACUUACGCAAAACAAGAGGAACAACCCCCAAUUCUUGCCAAUAACAACUGACAUUCAGACCCUGGCAUCAUUCCUGAAGAAAGAAAUGAAACAUGGGAAACAAAAUCUACUCAGUGAUCCAUCGAACAUUCAGCAACAUUGGAAACAUCUGUCUGAAGUUACCCUGACUUUAUUGUUGGUAUUCAACCGCAAGAGAUCAGGGGAGGUUUCUAAGAUGAGAGUAGAAGACCUUCAUAAAUGCAGAAAAGGUUCUGAGGGCCUAACUCUGUUGGAAGGCUUGUCAAAGUGGGAACAAGAACUGUGCAAGAUGUUAUGGCGCAUAGAAAUCGUAGGGAAGAAGGGCCGCACUGUUCCUAUGUUGCUAACUGAGGUAAUGAAGGAUAGCUUGGAUCUACUCAAUCACAACAGAGAGAAAGCUGGGGUUUUGGAUGACAACAAAUUUGUCUUUGCAAUGUUGCAUAGCAAUGGACACAUCAGAGGAUGUGAUACUCUUCGCAAGCAUGCUGAUCUUUGUGGAGCAAGUAGACCAGAGUUUCUUAGAUCAACAAGACUUCGGAAGCAUAUAGGAACAGUCUCUCAACUGAUGAAUCUAGAACGGAAUGAGGAAGACAUCCUUGCAAAGUUCUUGGGGCAUGAUAUUCAUGUUCACAGAGAAUACUAUCGUCUACCAGACGAGACUUUACAACUGGCCAAGGUUUCAAAGGUUUUGCUGCAGUUAGACAGUGGAGAUCUAAGUUGUCUGAGUGGAAAGGGACUUGAUGACAUCCAGUUGGAUAAAGGGGAAGAGGUAAUUUUGGAAGACCCUCUUGAGCCAAAUGAUGACAAUGAGAAUAUUGCGGAUGUCAGUGGUUGUUCCCCUACAACAUCAUCUGAGGAAAAGGUCAUCGAGUACACACAGGACCUACAGAAGACAAGACGCAAAUUACAGAAGAGAGGUUGUUCCCCUACAACAUCAGCUGAGGAAAAGGUCAUCGAGUACACACAGGACCUACAGAAGACAAGACGCAAAUUACAGAAGAGAGCAGGCCCCAAGAGAGUGAAAGCAGUACCUGAAAAGUUGAGUACCGGUAAGAGGAAUCAGAUCAAGCGACCCUGGACUCCUGACGAAAAAGCUGCUGUCCAUGAAACCUUUCACCGUGAGAUUUUCCAAAACAGACUUCCAGGUAAAGGUGUGAUUCAGCAAUGUCUUAACAAAAAGGCAGUUCUUCACAAGCGUACUUGGACGCAAGUUAAAGACUUUAUUAGAAAUUAUCUAAAAUACAAGGGGAAUAAAGGAUUUCUGUAAAAGGAUUUCUGUAAAAGGAUUUCUCCUGUGGUGCAUUUGUGACUUGCUUUUAAUUUUGAGGUGUUGGGUCAUGUACAAUUAUAGAUUCUCCCUGUAUCCUCUCUGCACCAAUACUGGAUGUCCCAGUCUUCUCUACUUUUUUUAUUCUUUAAUUUCUUUAAUGUGAGAUAUGAGAUGAUUGCUCUUGCUAAGCAAACCCAACCAGGCCAAAAAUAGUAUAGUUUGAUCAGUCUCCAUCAAGUUCAUAGAUUGGCAGUGGGAACCUAGCUAGCCUAAGGCUGCUAGUGAGGCGGGGACGACCGUAUGUCACUAGCAUAGUGUUAGUAUUGCUAGGAGACCUGUUUUUGUCAAAAGACCUAUCUCAUACAUUUACACAUCUUCUGUCGCAUUAUAUUCCACUAGUAGGAAAUAUCAUCUUAAUGCUUGAACUAUUAUAUGGGUAUUGAUAAUACAGUAUAUAAAUCUUUUACCAUGAUCAAAGACAUUAAUAAUCCAAGUGUUGAGAAUUAUUUCCAACUAUAAAUAUAUAUGAUAAAAUUGUUCUGUACUAUUUACCAUUUUAUUAUUUAAGAACCAUGUAAAUGGAGUCAAUAUAAAUUAUAUUGAUUAAGGUUCAUUUAAGAAUGAAACAUUUUGGUUAUUUUUGGUUCAGUUUACCUAUGCAAAAAGCGAUGACAUGCUAUUAACCUUAGAAGAGAAAGAAAUGGAUUUUAUAACACAUGUAAUUUUACCUCAUUGUCCUGAUUACCUCCUGCCAUAAAUGUUAAUCACUGUUAUAGAUAUUUCUUGCUUGCAUUAUGAGCAAUUGUUUUGGAGAAAUUAUUUGGAUGUUCUGGGAUAUUCCUUACUGUAUCACCAUAAUUAAUUUCCAUAAUCAAUUUCCAAUCAUUCAUAUAUGUAUUACUGUACUCUGGUAUCUAGCUGUGUUUCAUUUGUCACAUUAUCAAGCUCUAUUUGGAGUGGGGAUUCCUAGUGUGUUCUACAGUGUAUAAGUUUCUUACUCUUAGCUACAUUAACAUAAACCAGUUUUUUACCAUGAUGUAUUUUGCAGUAAACUAAUGUAAAGGGUCUCCUGCACCAGAGGCAAGUGAGCUAUGCUCCCCAUUUUGCACCCCCCGUCAUCUGUUUUCAUGUUUGUCUUCUUUAUGGAAACACAUUCUUUCAUUUUGACUUAUUAUUAUUUUUUUUAUUUUUUUUAUUUUUUUAUUUUUUAUUUUUUAUUUUUUAUUUUUUAUUUUUUUUGGGGGGGGACUUAGUUUUUUAACAAUGGCAUCCUGGCCAGCAAGUAGCUAUUAAUAAAGACCCCUUUACAAGUAGUAAAGGUAUUUUUCACAAUUUUUCUUCACAUCUAGGAAUUAUAGAACAAAGUUAACCCUAACUAGGCCUGGGGGAGUGGGGUGGGGUGGGGCUGUUUCCCACCAGCCCCUGCAGACAAAGUCUAGAGAGGGCAUUAAGCGUUGCACCUGUCUGUCUCUUCAUCCCCAAAUUGGUUUCUGAGCGAUAACUUGUUCAAUAUUUGACAGAUUCUAAUAAUUUUUGGUGUGUAGGUAGAUCACAAUAAAAGACAGGUCAAAUUUGAAUUCGGAGUCCACAGGUCACAAGUCAAAGGUCACAACUCAUAAAUUUUUAUGCAAAUUGGUUUCCGUGCGAUAACUUGAAAAAUAUUGCACGGGUUUUAAUGAUUUUGGGUGUAAAGGUAGGUGUCAAAUUCGAAUUUCGAGUCUGCAGGUCAAAGGUCACACUUCAUUAUAUGCAAAUUAGUCAAAAAUGUGUUUCCCCUCCAUAUAACUUCAGAAAUGUUUGAUGGAUUUUAAUUUGUUGGUAUGUCACUAGUUGAUUUAUUGGUUUUGUAAUACAUAAAUGUGCAUCUGAAUUUGAUUCAGUUUAAAAAAAAUGCAGGAUCGAGAAUGAAAUCAACAUCUCUUUUUCAGACCAAAAAACUAAUAAAUGCUUACUAUAUAACCACAUUAAGUGGGGGCAUCUGUUUCCUAUGGACACAACACACUUUUUCUAGUUUUAAUCUUGCACAUCGUUUCAGACCAUAUUUACUACGUCCAGGCAUGCAAUUAAGUUUCUCAUAAAUGUGAUUUCAUGCGUACUUUCAAUGCACAAUGUGUUUAGUUGAUACCAUGAUUUUUUUUUAAAGCACAUUUGCUAAGAAUACUAUAAAGAGUAUCGUGAACAAAAAUUAAUGUAUUUGGAGUGAUAUGUUGUGAUUUGGAGGCAGCAACUCUGAUUUCACGCAUAAAUUAGCAUAAUUUUUUUUAAUAAAAUGAUUUCUUUAAGAAGAAAAAAUUUAUAUACAUGUAGGGCCUACGAUUUUGUAGAUUAUACAAUGCAGGCAUCGUCCCUGCUAAUAUUAGUCUUGAUCGUUCGGUCGAUGGACGACAUCUCACGCGGGCCUCAGAAACCUCCCUCCCCUGCCAUAAGGCCAAAAUAGCCUGGCCUAAUUAGGGUCAACCAUGCUUGUACUGUGCUAUAUUGUUUGAAAAUAAAGUAGUUCGUCACAUGUGGUGGCCAAUGUUGGUCAAUAGAGGAAUUAAUAUAUAGGGGUUUAGAAAUCAAAUGGGACUUGUCUUACAGUUUAUUUGAAAUUACAUUUAAUUCCAACCAAACUUGUCAGGAAUUAAUUUAAGGGGUCAUUUUUAUUCCUUUUAGUAGUUGUCUCAGGGUGGGGCCGGAUUUGGAAAAACUGAACAAAUCAUUUCAACAUUUACUAAAAAUUAUUGAGCCAAAAGAGUGUCCAUGAGUGCCUUUGUAGUUGAAAAUAAAACUUAUUUUGAGAAAAUGAAGUUAGUCCCUAGCACAGACCCAGGUUUUGAAAUUAUGGUAUACAUAUAGAGAUUUAUAGACAUAUGAGGAAGAUUUUCCCCAAUAUUUUCCUUAUUAAAGUCCUUAUAUGCUUACAAAAGUUUAUCUACAAUUUCGUUUUUGGAAGGAGGUUUCUCAGUUUGUUCAUAAGGUAACAGAACUGGAAAGAAAUUAGUAUGUUGUGCUGCUACUCCCACUCCUUGAUUGAAUGUCUUUGGAGAAAUAGCAGUGAUUAUUAUUUUAUAUAAGAGUAAAGUUGUUUAUUAUUAAGAUUAGAUUCUUCUGGUCAGUUUCCCAAAGAUGUAGGUGUAUGCUCAGACGAGGAUCACCUAUUGGAUCUUUCCAUGUUUGCAUGAGGUUAUUUACUUUACCUUUCAGUGUUUAUUUAAAUGUUUUAUCUCUAAACAGAACUGGGGGUAACACAAUACAUGCAUAUUUCAUGUUCUGAAAUGCAAUAUUUCACCUAGUUUUCAAGGCAGAUCCCACCAUGUAUAAACAUGUUUAACUUUUUAAAUGAAUGCUUGAUGUGAUUUCCUGUGAAAAGAAAAAGAUGAUCAUGUUUGACAGUGUUCAUAAUUUGUUGAGUGUUUUCUGGUCUGUUAUUUUUUCAUAUUCAUUUCUUGAUUGAAAACAUACUUGCUGGACUGGGCAAUUGUGUUAUUAAAUGUUCAUAAAUCAUUAUUACAUUUA